Molecule: messenger RNA, 2215 nt
Organism: Engraulis encrasicolus (European anchovy)
Lineage: Eukaryota; Metazoa; Chordata; Actinopteri; Clupeiformes; Engraulidae
Product: cornifelin homolog
Exons: 4
Coding region: 342-809 (155 amino acids)
Source: RefSeq, a predicted model, not a curated record
CAACACAUUGACAUGCACCAUUUAUUUAUUUAUUUUUAACUUUCUAUUUCCCGGUUUCGCGUCAUAUCAUUUCCCGAGAAUCGAGAACUAGUAUGGAACACUGGUAACGGGAAUCACUCCACCCUGUCCUGACAAGGACUUCAUAAGGAUUUGGCACAUCUAAAUCCAUAAAAAGCAGCCACGGGUAAGGUCUCUGUCACUUUCUCUUUCUCGACCAGUUUCAACCACUGAGGGCAUUUGCAUCAGAACAAGCAGACGCAAGCCACCUGUGGAAUAUUAAAGGAGGUCAUCGCCGCGGAUAUUAGUUUUUGACUUGAGGUUCAGACAGGCGAGCGCCAAUCAUGACGGCGGUGGUGAUGCAGCAGCAGCUCCUGUUGGCCAGCCGGCCCGAUAUGUGGACUACGGGCCUCUUUGACGUCUGCGAUGACAUGAACAUAUGCUGCUGUGGAUUUUGGUGUUACCAUUGCUUGGUCGGCAGGACUCUUUCGGAAUUCGGUGAAAACCAUUGUGUAGCAUGCUGUGAUUUUGGGGCUCCCUCCGCUGUCAUCCUGGCCCUGCGCUACGGAGUCAGAAAGCAGCACGGGAUACAGGGCACUCUCUGCAAUGACUUGUGUACGGUGGCCUUCUGCGGCCUCUGCGCCGCAUGCCAGGUGGCUCGUGAAAUUAAGAUACGCAAAACGCAGCAACUGGUGGCAACUACUGUGAUCAAUGUCCAGCCUGCUGCCUUACCACUGCAGAGUGCAGCAUACCCUGGACAUCCGGGUCCCGUACUAAUGCAGAACACAGCAUAUCCAGGUCAACCCAUGUAAGGCAGAUUGUAUUUGAUGUGAUCAGCAAACGUCUUUUUUCUUCAAAAAUGGGGACCAUGUUAAAAAAAAAAGUGUUACUUUUAACUUUUUAGGUCAACCCAUGUACAAAGGCAGAUUGUAUUUGAUGUUAUCAGCAAACGUCAUUUUUGUUUCUAAAAAAGUGUAACUUUUUACUUUUUAUACUUCAAAAAAAAAUAUAUUUUAUACUAGGCCUAUCGAGUUCUAACUUUUCCAGUUUUAUGGCAGUACAUAUUUCAUUGUAGUAUGUCAUGAUAAUCAUCAUGCAACUAUCUAUACCGGGUGUACCAAAAUGAUCUCUGUUGCAUGACCUUUUAGACCAGGGGUCAGGAACCUUUUUGUUGGAGAGAGCCAUAAACGCCAAUUUUUUUUAAAGAAAUUUUCAUGAGAGCCAUAUCCUUUUAAAAAACUCUGAAUACAAUCAAAAGCAUGUAUUUCAAUUAAGCCCAACAAUUUUAGAGUGUACUGUCAAGUUAUUGCUUUUAUUGAUUACAGGUAAUAGGGUUGCCAACUGUCAACUUCAUUAUGACGAGGGUUUGGGAGAAUUUUGUAUUUCUUAGAUGUAAUUUCCUGCAUUUUAACACUUUUUAAUCUCCCUUGUCCCGUUUAACUCAAUAUGGAACCCAUACUUUUAUUUAUAAAUACAGGAUGAUUCCAUAUUUAAAGGGAUGGUUGGUAACCCUACGUAGAUAAGUGAGAGCCAUAUACAGUUCCCAAAAGAGCCAUAUGUGGCUCUAGAGCCAUAGGUUCCUGACCCCUGUUUUAGACGGUCAAUUGUGUUUUUAUCAUCACUUCCUGUUUGUCACAAGACAAUCAUAAAAAAUAAAAUGUUUCUAAGGCAUGUCCAAAUGGUGUGAGUGUUUUGUCUUUGGAUAUGAGGAUUGCUGAUUCAGUUUGUGCUCAUGUGAUUGAAGUGUUCCUGCACAGUUCGCCCCCUCGGGGUCGCGAACAUGCCACUUCGUCAACUACAUUGGUACGGCGAUGGGAGGCACAGAACGAGCGCGCUGAGCUGAAGGGCCGGUCUGAUAGUCCAACGCUACUGCACAGUAUUAUUGAGGCUUGGGUUUGGAAGAGAGGUUUACUAACGUUCCAGUGUACACUCUGCUAGUUGGCCUCCGUUACACUUACCAGUAGGAUGUAUUGAAUCCUUAAUCCAUGGCUGAGGUACCCUUGAGCAAGUGACCAAACUUCAUAUUAGUAGCUACGGGUACUACUGAUAAAGUAAAUUGAACUGAACUGAACUAUUGCUUCUAGGACUAUAAACCCAUGCCCUGAAACAAGACAAUUCAUUUUCACAAACACAAUUUACAGUGCACAAUUGCAGCUCUGAGAGUUCCAAUGUUGUAGGGCAAGUAAGUAAAAACACCAUGCCUGAUAUGAAUAAAAUG